This is a messenger RNA of Anthostomella pinea, 1728 nucleotides long. Lineage: Eukaryota; Fungi; Ascomycota; Sordariomycetes; Xylariales; Xylariaceae. The record is from the annotation of a GenBank genome assembly.
AUGUCGAACUGGACGGCCUUGAUCACCCCUAUGGGCACGCCAGCGCCGACGCCGGCGGCGCCUGCUCCUACGCUCGUUCCGAUUCCUGAUAUGAAGGCCGCCACCGGCCCCCCCUACAUCCCCAACACGGCCGUCUCGGGCGGCGUGCCCAGCAUCCCAAUCGACGACCCCAUAUGCGGCGUGCUCCUCCUCCUCUUCCUGUCCAGCGCAGCCGCGCACAUGACGAUCCUGCAGCUGAACAAGCGGCGCGGGCUGCGGUUCGUCUUCUCGGGCAUGCUCUUCGCGCUAUGCAUGCUGCGCAGCAUCGCCUUAACCACCCGUCUGGCGUGGGCCUCGCGUCCCCACGACGUCGCCGUCGCCGUCUCGGCCGGGAUCCUCACGCAGGUCGGUUCCGUCCUCGUGUUCGUGAUCGAUUUAUUCUUCGCCCAGCGCGUGCUGCGCGCCUACCACCCGCGUUUGGGCUGGCACCCGGCCGCGCGCUGGGCCUUCCGCGCGCUGGUCUUCUGCGUCGUGGCUUGUUUGGUUAUGCUCGUUGCCGUGAGCGUACAGUCGCUAUUCACUCUCAACCCAGCAACGCGACACGCCGACCGCAUCGUGCAGCUCUUCGCCGGCGCGGGGCUGGCCGUGCUCGCAUUCAUACCGAUCCCCGUCGUGCUGCUGGCGUGGGUGCUCCCCCGACGCUACCGCAUCGACAAGUUCGGGUCGGGCAGGUGGCGCUCCAAGCUGGCACUCUUAUUGUUCUGCUCCGCCGUCGCCACGCUCGGCGCCGCCUUCCGCAUCGGCACCGAGUACCUCCCUGCCCGCCCGCGCACCGACCCGGCCUGGUACCACUCGCGCGCCUGCUACUACUGUUUUAAUUAUGUGACCGACCUCGUCGUGUCGGCCGCCUACCUGCUGUCGCGCUUCGACCGCCGCUUCAUCAUCCCAAACGGCGCCCGCGCCGUCCGCGACUACUCCCGGGACAAGGAGGCGGGUCUGCCGCGUGGCGGCGGCGCCAGCACGGCGCUUUCGAACUCGUCGACGUCGACGUCGGCCACCAAGGUGGCGAAGGACGCGAACGCGGCGAACGCAGACGAAAAAGACGUCGGCGACCGCAGCAGCGGCAGUCUCGAAGAGACCGACAAGGCCAAGCUCGCCAAGCUCAGGGGCGUCGACCAUCAGAACCACGACACCGGAGGCAAGUUCUACCUCCCCCACCACCACCCCAACUCCGACAAGAAGAGCCAGCGCGGGGCCAACCGGCUCUCGGACCGCUCCACCGUCGUCAACUCGGAGGAGGACGCGUUCGGGCCCGAGGACAAGGACGACCCGGUCCACGCCAUCACCACGGGGGGCACGGGCACGACGGCGCAUCCGGGGCGCACCAGCCACAACCCCAGCGAGAGCACGAGCACGACCGACGUGGACGCGUCGGACGCGUCGGGCCCCCCCGGGUCCGGGGGGUCCGAGGGCGCCGAGCUGCCCGGGAACAUCCUCACCAUGAUCGAGAACAUCUCGAGCGACGGCAGGCGCACCUCCGCUAGCCUCACCGCGCCCGAGCCGGCGUACUUAGCCCGUGAACGCGGCGGCAGUGGUGAUGGUGGCGGUGAUGGGAGGCCAUCAGUUUCGUCCGAUCACGCUAUCCCGCCCCUGCGCGCCUCGCUGACGGAUGCCAUUGACUGGCGGUAUGAUGGGCAUUCGAAUCACGACGGUGCUGAAGGCCACGGCGAGGCGGCUCGAUGGGUUUAA